Trichosurus vulpecula (common brushtail) is the source of this 8210-nucleotide messenger RNA. It is a transcript of the gene ZNF512B, whose product is annotated as zinc finger protein 512B. The transcript has 17 exons. Gene Ontology annotation, molecular function: zinc ion binding. Bases 70 to 2841 code for a protein of 923 amino acids. The record is from RefSeq and is a predicted model, not a curated record. Lineage: Eukaryota; Metazoa; Chordata; Mammalia; Diprotodontia; Phalangeridae.
GCCGAGCCCAGCCAAGCCGGGCCGGAGGCUUGGUGCAUUUUCUUAUGCAUCUGUACUUGGCUUGCAGAGAUGGGUGACCCAUACGGAGGAAGCCGAAGGCUCGCCGGACCAAGUAAGGGUGGUUUGGGGAAGGAUGGAGAGAGGAUGGAGAGCCAGCUUCCUGCCCCUCAUGAACCUCCUAAACUUGGAAAUUCUACUAGUGACAAGAUGGAGGGCAGGAAGAAAGGACGGCCAAAGGUCGAGAACCAGGCACUGAGAGACAUUCCUCUCUCCUUGAUGAACCAAUGGAAGGAUGAAUUCAAAGCCCACUCUCGGGUGAAGUGUCCAAACUCAGGGUGCUGGCUGGAAUUCCCAAGUAUUUAUGGACUCAAGUACCAUUAUCAGCGUUGCCAGGGGGGUGCCAUCUCUGAGAAGCUGACAUACCCAUGCCCCUACUGUGAAGCUGCCUUCACCUCAAAGACUCAGCUAGAGAAGCACAGACUGUGGAAUCACAUGGACCAGCCUGUCCCAGCCAGCAGGCCUUUCCCCCUGCCUAAAGCUGCACCCCCUGGGAAGCCAGUACAGACCAACAAGCCAGUCCCAGUCACUAAGCCGGUCCCAGUCAGCAAACCAGUCCCAGUCAGCAAACCAGUUCCCAUCACUAAGCCGGUUCCAGUUAGCAAGCCAGUUCCAGUCAGCAAGCCGGUUCCGGUCACUAAGCCUAUCCCAGUCACUAAGUCGGUCCCAGUCAGCAAGCUGGUCCAAGUCAGCAAGCCGGUCCCAGUCAGCAAGCCAGUCCAAGUCAGCAAGCCGGUCCCGGUCAGCAAACCUGUCCCGGUCAGCAAACCAGUCCCAGUCACCAAGGUGGCCCCAGUCAGCAAACCUGUCCCGGUCACCAAGCCUGUCCCAGUCACCAAACCUGUCCCAGUCACCAAGCCUGUCCCAGUCACUAAACUGGUUCCAGUCAGCAAAUCCGUCCUACCUAGCAAGCCGGUGCCAGUAAGCAAACCUAUUCUGCCCAGCAAACCCUUCCCAACCAGCAAGCCCAUCCAAAUCAAUAAGCCCUUCCCAUCCAGCAAACCUGUCCUUGUCAGCAAGCCAAUUCCAAUCAGCAAAUCAGCAUCACCCAGCAAAGUGUUGCCGAUGAACAAGCCGGAGAGCAAAGCGCAAAGAACUGUGGGAAGGAGCGGUGGUAAGAAGAGGGCUGCUGAGGGCUUGGACACCUGCCCCGUCCAUCCAAAACAGGCAAAAUUGGAGAAAGAAGGGGAUCUACACCCAGAGAAUGGAGAGUGUGCCCUAGACACAUGUGAGAGUAAGGACUUCCAUAUGACUGCAGCAGAGGCCAUUGCUUCACCUGCUACCAAGGCUACAGGCAGCAAAGAGGCCACAGGCCCAGUAUCACCCCCAGAAGAGGACCCUGAGCGUUCCAAGCACAGAAGGAAACAAAAAACGCCUAAGAAGUUCACUGGGGAGCAGCCAUCGAUCUCAGGGACCUUUGGUCUUAAAGGCCUUGCCAAGGCAGAGGACAAGGCCAAGGCCCACCGUGCCAAGAAGUUGGAAGCCAGCAGCAGUGCUGAGGAGGGGAGGAAAAAAGUCAUGGCAGCUAAUGUGAAGAAAGAGGUGGUACCUAUAGCCACAGCUCACGUGAGCACAGGGAGCCCUGAGGAACAGUGGCAAAGAAUCCUCCAUGAGAAGGGUGAGGUUGUCUGUCCCACCUGUGGAGUCAUCACUAGGAAAACCAUUGUAGGCCUCAAAAAGCACAUGGAUGUUUGUCAGAAGCUGCAGGAUGCACUCAAGUGUCAGCACUGCAAGAAACAGUUCAAGUCAAAGGCAGGGCUCAACUACCAUACCAUGGCAGAACACAGCAGCAAGCCUCAGCCGCUGACAGAUGUAGAGCCUUCAGAGUUGGAUGAACAAGAGGAACGGGAGCGUUUGAGGAAGGUUCUGAAGCAGAUGGGGAAGCUCAAAUGUCCCAAUGAGGGCUGUGCAGCUGCCUUCUCCAGUCUCAUGGGAUACCAGUACCACCAGAGACGCUGUGGGAAGCAGCCAUGUGACCUGGACAGUCCUGUGUUCACCUGUCCUCACUGUGGUAAAACCUAUAAAUCCAAGGCUGGCCAUGACUACCACCUCCGCUCAGAGCAUCCUGCCCCGCCUCCUGAGGAGCCUGCGGGAAAACCUCCUGAGCCGGAUGUUGAGAUGGACAUGGAACGGACACCAAGUGGCCGGAUCCGCCGGACGUCUGCCCAAGUGGCAGUGUUCCACCUCCAGGAGAUUGCAGAGGAUGAGCUAGCUCGGGACUGGACCAAGCGACGGAUGAAGGAUGACCUUGUGCCUGAAACCAAGAGGCUUAAUUACACUCGGCCAGGACUCCCAACACUGAAUCCCCAGCUGCUGGAGACGUGGAAGAAUGAAGUGAAGGAGAGAGGUCAUGUCAACUGCCCUAAUAAUUGCUGUGAAGCCAUCUAUUCUAGUGUGUCUGGGCUGAAAGCCCACCUGGCCAACUGCACCAAGGGAGACCACUUGGUGGGAAAGUAUCGAUGCCUCCUGUGUCAGAAGGAGUUCAGCUCUGAAAGCGGUGUUAAAUACCACAUCAUCAAGACACAUUCAGAGAACUGGUUCCGAACCUCAGCAGACUCCCCACCCAAACCCAAGAGCAGGGAGCAACUCUCUGCCAAGGAGAAGAAGAAAAGCACAUCAAGUGGAAAGAAGCGGGGCCGAAAACCCAAGGAACGGCCCUCUGAGGGCCCCCCCCCAAAGACUUCCCCUAAGCCCCAGGACGAUUGGCCCUUAGGUGGUCGAGACAAGGGGAACCGAAUGGUGCCCAGCCGGAAAUCGGGAGCCAGUAAGGUGCCUGAGAAAUGAGCAGAGGUUGGGGCUGGGGGGUGAGGGUGGGGGCUGGGGAGGCCAGACUGCUUCUCAGACUGUCUGGGUACUGAGUUUACAGGCCAGGGAGAGGAGAAGGGAGGGGAGGAGGGAGCUGGCUCCGAUCUCCCAUCCCUCAUUCUUUAGCUUUCCUAUCCUUCUCCUUAUUUCCCUGGCCAUUCCUUUGGAAGGAAGAAGAAAACCACUCCCAGGGACCUGUUCCUUAGCCUUGUUUAACUGAGAGAGGCUGUGGCAGCCCAUCUAAGGUUUUGUCCGUCCAUCCACAUGCAUAGUCAUGUCAUACACACGCUUGCCUGGGUUGCAGUGUACUCAGGUUGGGGAAGGGGGCCAGUUGGUGUGCACAGGUAAAUACACACACACACACACACACACACACACACACACACACACACACACGCCUGGGUUGCAAUGUACUCAGGUUGAGGAGGGGACCAGUUGGUGUUGAAAGGGAGAAGAAAGUGCAAUAGGGGUGGGGGGGUCCUUAGGGGGUAGCAGCAAGAUUUUCUAAGAGAAGGAUGGGGACUGAUCAGACACUUGGUCUUGAAGUUCUUAGGCUUUUGUGCAUUGGGGGUAUGGGAGAUGGAGUGAGAGAGAUCUGUGUCUAGAUGAUCUCUCAGAGCCAAGACUUUGGAUCCUUGGAAAUUGUUCGAGAGUGGUCCUGGGUGGAGGCUCUAGGAAAACCUCCCUCCUCCUCCCACGUCCCUAGGGGCAAACUGACUUUGGGGAUACUGGUAUUUGGAAAAGGAGCUGAAGGGAAAGAACUUUGUUCUGGAGGGGCAGGGCUAUAUUGGGGAGGGAAAGAGAAUACCUCCUGGGAUCUCAGCUCUCCCUGCUGGAGGGAGGGAACAGAUUUCAGCUUUAGUUAAGGAACGAUAGGGUCUGGACUUUCCUGUGUCUACGGGCCCUCCAUUCACAUUUCUGAUUUCUCAGCCUCCAGAUAGGACAAGUGUUGGUCCUGUUCUCAGGAGAGCUUCCUUUUGUGCCCUCAUGGCAUUGUGUUUCUGUCAAGGGUUGCUUGUAGUUUCUUGGGAAGAGAUUUGAGUGACCUAGGACCCAGUCUAGGUCCAUGGCUCCUCUUCCUCUCAGCACUGUAAGCCUGAACCCUCUUGAGCCACUUUCCUGGAUAGAUCCCUUAUAUCCUAGGCAGUCCCUUUGUAUCUCCUCAUCCCUUUUCCCAUUUCAUCUCUCCUUUCUGUGUCUGUCUGCUCCCCUCCACCAGAGGGCAUAGUAGUGGCACUAAGAAUUGAAGGGCUGACUAAUAUUGGGGUGGGGAGAAGGGGCACCCUUAAAAACACUUCCUGUCAUUCCCCUUCCCUUGGGAGCUGUGCUCUUAGAAGACUUGCCCAUCUAUCAUUAUCUCUGAGUGUUGACUUCUCUGGUCCCUUGGUGGAGCUGAGGGAAGAUUGCUAGAAGCUAGGGAAGGUAAAUCUCAUCCCUAUAGGGCUGGUGCCCUAUAGUACAGGGCUCCACAUCCCCUCUCUUGGAAGAAUGAGGUUCUGCAUGGGAUAGUCGCACACAUGACUGGUGGUGAUAGUGAGAGGAGGACAUAGCCCAGUUGUGCAAGGCCCUCUUGCUUUCUCUGUACUUGACCUUUACCAGUUUUUUCCAGUCAUAGUAUCAUGGGAUUUAGAGUUAUAAGGGAAUCUUUGAGAUCAUCUUGUCCAGUUCCCUCAUUUUGACAGAUGAGAAACCGAGGCCCAGAGAGAUACAGUGAGUUGGCCUCCAAGCUGGAUUCCAUAUACAGAGCUUUUUUUCUUCAAGUCUCCAAGCGUGAUUCCAUAUACAGAGCUUUUUUUCCUCUUUCACUACACCAUGGUACCCAAGAUGGUUUGCUGCCUCAGAGACUAAAAAGUAGAGUUAAUAAGUAAUGACAGAUCCAGGAAUGCUGAUGAUAGGAAGGGCCCAGAGCUUCUGAUCUGCUCCCUCUUGAAGAAUGACCUUCAGGACAGGUUUCAGACUCCCUAGGUUGGAAUCAGAUAGUAUAUGGCACCUACUUUGUGGGUGGUGGAAGGUGAGUGUCACCAAGAUGAGAAAUGCCUCACACUGGUAAGGUAGUUAAUAAAUUCUUAUUCUUGAAAGCACUGGGAGGUAGGCUUUCCUCCAGGGAUUGUCCCCACCAUAUCCUCCCUAGUAAGCAUGUAGUAUCUGCUGUAACCUUGCCUUUGAGCAUUUCCUUAGCCCCUAGCCAUCUGGCUUGUCCCCGAAUCUCCUUUGGGACCUUUUGUCUCCAGCUUUAAUGGGGAAAAGAGGGAUGGAGGCUGCAAGGGAGGAUUGAAUGUGGAUCUUGGGGAAAUUGAAAGGAGUUCUAAUCUCAUUGUGUUAUAGCUUUAGAACUAACUGGAAGGGACCUUAGAGAUCAUGUUGUCUAGCCCCCUUGUUUUGUAUUUAAGAAAUUGAGACCCCGCGAAGGUCCCCACGGUGGUAGAGCUGACCUUUAAACCAAGGAGCUCUGACUCCAAAUCCAACACUUUUUCCAUUACACCAUGUGCUUAUGAUGGAGACUGGUCAAGGCAAGGUGGGACCCACAAGGAAGUGGUAGCUAUGGACUAGCCAGUUUGUAGAAGUCAAGGUUGGCUUUUCUCCCUCUUCCUCCCAGGAGUCAGUGUAAGCCCACAUAGGAAAGGUCACCUGAGAUGAGGAGCCAGACAGAAUGAAAAAGGGAAGUCAGGCUAGUACACACACAGAAGCUUACACUGCCUUCCCAAACACAAAUUGUUUUUAGAUUAUUUGCUGUUAUGGAUUAUCUGUGCCACACUCCCCUCCGUUAAUGCAGAUAAUAGACAUAAUUAUGACCCAAUUUAUCACUGGGUCAUCUCUCUAACACCCUACCCCUUCCCCCAUCAAAAGAGAAGAAAGCCCCUUAAAGUUGAGGGAGGAUUUGGAUGUAGCUAAAGACAUGAAGGGGCUGCUGUAAGUGGGCUGUUUGGGGAAGGGGUCUCUGCUCCCCCAGUCAUCCCUAAGGACCCAUUAUCAGGAGCUGCAGUCCAUGAUGUGAAUUUUUAUAUUUGCCCAGUGUGUGUCUCCUAGAUAUUGUGAGAAAGCCAGUUGUCUUCACAAGUAACAAAUGAUUUUAUAUCCUUUUUAUACUAUAAAUUGUCUAAUCUCUGACACUUUGGUGCUAAGGGUUUCCUGGUACCGACUGUACCCUGGGGGAGCCAGUGCUUCCCUGAGCCUCAGAAGUUGAGAAUUUGGAUCACAGUGGCAGGUCCAGGACCACUUUCCCCUACCCCUCCAGCUACUGAAACUCAGCCAGAGGCCUGAGUGUCUAGUGACUCAGGCCAUGGCUGCCAUCUCUCCAACCCCCAAAAAGAGCCUUCAGGGCAGGGUCCACCCAGCACAGGUCCAUGGGGGAGGUGGACAUAGGGUAGUUUCCUGCCCAUAGACCCUUAUGGGGAGGCUGGGCUCAGGGAUACACCUCACAAAGAUAAUUUCCCCUCUGAGCCUUCUUACCCUCCAAUUGACCUAGUUGCCUCUGAGUAGUGUGAGACCAAGACUGAGGUUGAUGCUGUCCCCUGGGGACAGGGAUAAAAGGGGAGUAGGGAACCUAGGGCUGGGACACUGUCAUUGCUUUCCAUGCCCUUGGCUAAGGUUUUAGGGCCACAUACAUUGGAGGGGUUGACCCUAUAUGGUGGUGGUCUUCGAGGAGUUGGGCCCUUCCUUCUGCUUUACCUUGGAAUGAGAGGGGAGACACUGGUUCCUUCCAUCAGGAGGUCCCCAGUCUGAGGGAAAACACAAGAACUGAUUUAAAGACACAAACAAAAAGAAAUUGAUAGAAGAAAGAAAAGCCAAAUGCUGAGGGGCUGCAGAAAAAAAUGGGGUGGGAAGGUGAAGGGGAACAACCUAGCACUGAGCUCUUUGGGGUAUCAGAACGGGUCACUGUGCUUAGAUGAUCAAGUCUGGAAGUAGGCUAGUGGUAGAGUAGAGAUGGUAUGUGCUAUGUGCCAUGCACACACCAUUUCUUCUACUCUCAGGCUGUCUUCUCUCACUCUUUAGCUAUUUCCUCCCAAUCCUGGGGCUCCUGGGAAUAGAAGUUUAUUGGUGUCAGAGGUGUAUGUGGAGAGGGUAGCAGAGGUAGUUGCCGUGAAUGGGAAAGAGGUCUCUGUCCUCAGUCUUUCGGCUAACAUUCUUUUGGGAGACCAGGUGGUCGCUGCUCCUCACCAAGGAAUCCCUGGGGGUGGAGGGUUGAACUCCAGAGCAAGACGGGUCCCUAUUAACUUGGAUUUUAGCACUUUACUCUCCCCUGGAUAAAUUGGGUGUGUGGGUUCCACUGACUUUGGUAAGGAUGGGCAGGUCUGGGUCACGUCUGGAAUAGCUGCAGGCUGUUGAGGGUUUGUUUGAGUGCUGCAGCCACUGCCCUCUACCCCACCCCCACCCCAACAUAUGAUUUCCCCCUGCUUCUCCCCCCCCCCCCCCCCCCCCACCAAGGGGCAGCGCCGGCACUGAGUUCCGGACUCAUGAUGUCCCUGUUCCCAAAACACACACAAUUUCUCGUUGCCGCUGACAUAUUCAAGGCCACCUUCUCCAGAUCUACCUCUGACCUUGCUGGGGCACCCAAAUCCAGCCCUCAGUGGUAGGGGGAUGGGUGUGUGUGUACGCAGAGAGGAGGGCCAGCGCUUGCACAGGACGAGGGAGGUCGGCGGUGGGAGGAGGGCGGAGUUUGGGUAUGAUAGAAGGGGCGGGCAAAAUUUCAAGGUAAAAAAAAGGAUGCACUUUAUUUGCACGUGCAGAGGCGAUGGAGGCAGGGCAAUACAUUUGCCUCAGCCUUCCAAGAGGGCUCUGAAAUCUGCCCUUUUACAGAUUCCUCACUGUCCCCUAAUAGCCUCUGACCCUUGCCGCCGGAGUCAUUUUAGGACUGGGAGGGCUGGACUUAAGAAAAGGUCUUGCUUUCCCCUCUCCUACCCCAUCACCGCCGAUUCAGAUUCACCAGUUGGAGCAGGUCGGGAGAGAACCCCUGGACUUGCCCGCCUGUCCCAGCCCAUCAGAGCAUCCUCUCCCUUUGGGCUUCGUUUGGUUUUUACGCCCGUUCUUAGACAUAAGUGCAUUUUGGAAAAAAAAAUUUCAAUUUAUCCCUUGUAACCACAUAUAUACAUAUAUAUUAUAUCUACAAAGUGUUUAUUUGCGAGAGGCGUUUUAACGGCGACCUACCCGAGGCUGCCCCCCCCCCCCCCCCCAAGCGUGAUGAUCGGUGCCCUCAUUAAUCACCGGCGAGCACGGGGCAAAAGUUGGUAAGGCCCCCAGCCGGAGGGUACAUGCUGUAAAGCCCAGGGCCAGCGAGGACCGGGCUGAAAGUCGAUUCCUGUAUGUACGAAAACGACCGUAUCAGAUAAAUGUUUAUUGAUUCUUUUUCA